CAGAUUUCCAUUUCAACGCUAUCCUCGCUCACAUCUCCACUCCAUCAGCAAUGGAGGUUGCCGCCGGAGCCUUGCCCACCGUUAAUCCAGCUCAAUGUAGGCAUCUUUCGGCUAAUUUCUCAGUUUCAGCUCUCGAAUUUUCUCCCUCGACCCGUCGGAAAUCUUCGCUCGCGCGAGCUAGGACUUGGCUAAUUAGGGCUUCCCUUGCCGUCGAGCAGCAGGCUGAGACUAAAGCUGCCGUGAUCAGAAUCGGAACUAGGGGGAGUCCACUGGCCCUCGCACAAGCGUAUGAAACUAGAGAUAAACUGAUAGGCUCGCAUCCCCAGUUAGCUGAAACGGGAGCAAUUCAAAUUGUUGUCAUCAAGACAACUGGAGACAAAAUUCUAACUCAGCCUCUUGCAGAUAUUGGUGGAAAGGGUUUAUUCACAAAGGAGAUUGAUGAUGCACUCCUUAACAAUGAUAUUGAUAUAGCUGUCCACUCGAUGAAAGAUGUCCCUACAUAUCUUCCCCAAAACACAAUGAUACCUUGCAAUCUCCCUAGAGAAGAUGUCCGGGAUGCUUUUAUCUGCUUGACUGCGGCAUCUCUCGCUGAGCUUCCUCCCGGAAGCACUGUAGGCACAGCCUCAUUGAGAAGGAAGUCGCAACUUCUCAACAGAUAUCCAUCACUUCAGGUACAAGAGAAUUUUCGAGGUAAUGUACAGACAAGGUUGAAAAAGUUACAUGAAGGAGUGGUGCAAGCAACACUGUUGGCAUUAGCUGGAUUGAAGCGCCUGAAUAUGACAGAAAAUGUUACUUCCGUCCUAUCCAUUGAUGACAUGCUUCCUGCUGUAGCUCAAGGAGCUAUAGGAAUUGCAUGUAGGAGUGAUGAUGAAAAGAUGGCCACUUAUUUGGCAUCCUUGAAUCAUGAGGAUACCAGAUUAGCAGUAGCCUGUGAGAGAGCAUUCCUAGAGAAAUUGGAUGGAUCGUGCCGUACUCCAAUAGCUGGAUACGCUUGUCGUGAUGAGGACGGAAACUGUCUUUUCAGAGGACUGGUGGCAUCUCCCGAUGGAAUCAAAGUACUUGAAACCUCUAGAAGAGGUCCUUAUGCUUUUGACGAUAUGGUGAAGAUGGGUAGAGAUGCCGGUGAGGAACUUCUCUCGCUAGCUGGUCCUAAUUUCUUUGACCGAUGAGUAGUCAAGUAUUCAGAGAGAGAGAUAGCCACGUUUAUGCAUUUCCGAUUAGCACCUAGGCUCUUCGUCAAGCUGCCCAAGUCGUAGUAAAGAUGAAGUUUUGUUGUACUAUAUCUUGUUAUGCUUGUUUGAAUUUUGGGUUAACAGUGAGCUAAAAUGCAUUUGAUUAUCGUUGGGUUUUUUUGUAGAAUAUUCCAGCAUUUGUUAUUGUAUGAGGAUCUGGUGUUGACAGUUUGCCUUUCGGAAAUAUUAUGUCUGUUAAUAUA
This is a messenger RNA of Salvia hispanica, 1435 nucleotides long. It is a transcript of the gene HEMC, whose product is annotated as hydroxymethylbilane synthase. Gene Ontology annotation, biological process: heme biosynthetic process. The record is from RefSeq and is a predicted model, not a curated record. NCBI's taxonomy places the organism in Eukaryota, Viridiplantae, Streptophyta, Magnoliopsida, Lamiales, Lamiaceae. Gene Ontology annotation, molecular function: hydroxymethylbilane synthase activity. Gene Ontology annotation, cellular component: cytoplasm.